Messenger RNA from Prunus armeniaca (apricot), 564 nucleotides. The record is from the annotation of a GenBank genome assembly. Lineage: Eukaryota; Viridiplantae; Streptophyta; Magnoliopsida; Rosales; Rosaceae.
AUGGUCCAAAACCAACUUACACACUUAGUUGUUGAUGGGUAUUGUUGGAAAUUGCUUGCAAUUAGGGUUGGUGGUGGUGAUGAUCUAGUGGAGAACCAAUGCCAUUGGAGAAGGCUCUGUGGUCCUGUUGAUUGGUUUUUCAAGUUCCCGAUUCUCAGUAGAAGAGAAGUCUACUUCAUGUCGUGGGCUGGCGCAGAAGACACUUUCCUUUCCACUUCUCUUGCAAGCUAUCUUGACAAAAAGCUUCUUGUCUUAUUGCGAGAUGGCCGAAAGCUCUUGGGAUUACUACGGUCUUUUGAUCAGUUUGCUAAUGUUGUUCUUGAAGGUGCAUGUGAACGAGUUAUUGUCGGUGAUCUUUACUGUGACAUCCCAUUGGGUCUGUAUGUAAUCCGUGGGGAGAAUGUCGUCUUAAUUGGAGAGCUGGAAUUGGGUAAGGAGGAGCUUCCUCCACAUAUGACUCUAGUACCAGAAGCAGAGAUAAAAAGGGCUCAGAAAGCAGAGAGGGAUGCUACAGAUUUAAAAGGCUCCAUGAGAAAAAGAAUGGAGUUCCUCGAUUUUGAUUAA